AUGUCCGCAGUAAAAGCAGCCCGCUACGGCAAGGACAAUGUCCGCGUCUACAAGGUUCACAAGGACGAGAAGACCGGUGUCCAGACGGUGUACGAGAUGACCGUCUGUGUGCUUCUGGAGGGUGAGAUUGAGACCUCUUACACCAAGGCCGACAACAGCGUCAUUGUCGCAACCGACUCCAUUAAGAACACCAUUUACAUCACCGCCAAGCAGAACCCCGUUACUCCUCCCGAGCUGUUCGGCUCCAUCCUGGGCACACACUUCAUUGAGAAGUACAACCACAUCCAUGCCGCUCACGUCAACAUUGUCUGCCACCGCUGGACCCGGAUGGACAUUGACGGCAAGCCACACCCUCACUCCUUCAUCCGCGACAGCGAGGAGAAGCGGAAUGUGCAGGUGGACGUGGUCGAGGGCAAGGGCAUCGAUAUCAAGUCGUCUCUGUCCGGCCUGACCGUGCUGAAGAGCACCAACUCGCAGUUCUGGGGCUUCCUGCGUGACGAGUACACCACACUUAAGGAGACCUGGGACCGUAUCCUGAGCACCGACGUCGAUGCCACUUGGCAGUGGAAGAAUUUCAGUGGACUCCAGGAGGUCCGCUCGCACGUGCCUAAGUUCGAUGCUACCUGGGCCACUGCUCGCGAGGUCACUCUGAAGACUUUUGCUGAAGAUAACAGUGCCAGCGUGCAGGCCACUAUGUACAAGAUGGCAGAGCAAAUCCUGGCGCGCCAGCAGCUGAUCGAGACUGUCGAGUACUCGUUGCCUAACAAGCACUAUUUCGAAAUCGACCUGAGCUGGCACAAGGGCCUCCAAAACACCGGCAAGAACGCCGAGGUCUUCGCUCCUCAGUCGGACCCCAACGGUCUGAUCAAGUGUACCGUCGGCCGGUCCUCUCUGAAGUCUAAAUUGUAA
Aspergillus oryzae RIB40 is the source of this 909-nucleotide messenger RNA. RefSeq names its product urate oxidase. Gene Ontology annotation, cellular component: peroxisome. Gene Ontology annotation, molecular function: urate oxidase activity. The transcript is spliced from 3 exons. The record is from RefSeq and is a predicted model, not a curated record. The coding region runs from base 1 to 909 and encodes 302 amino acids. NCBI's taxonomy places the organism in Eukaryota, Fungi, Ascomycota, Eurotiomycetes, Eurotiales, Aspergillaceae. Gene Ontology annotation, biological process: purine nucleobase catabolic process; urate catabolic process.